AUGACCCCUAUCCACACUAUGAUAAUUUUCCCACUCCCAUUUUUCGGAUCGUAUGAGUCGUGGAAUCUGAACAAGAGUCUCUGUGCUGAUCGCUACUCCCGGUAUGGUGCAUAUGGUUACCUCGGGGGGAACGAAACCACUCUCCAUAGUUGGAAUGGAACAUUCGGUUCCAACGAGGCUGCCGAAAUAGACUGGGAACAGGUGGACUGGGCCCAUUUGCAAUACGAAUGCCUGCAGCGCAAUAGUGUUCGAUAUCACACUCAACCAUCCGAAGGGAAGAUAUUCGCUCUGUACAAGUCACUGGAUUCGGAUGUGCAGCCUCGCGAGCCUUUGAACAGAACUGACAAGACGCAGCCCCGGACAGCUGUUAUACUACGCUCUUGGAUCGGAAUGAAAUAUACCGAGAACGACUUGUACCACAUUCGAUCUAUGCUGAUGGAGUUGUCCCUCUAUUCAGGUGCAGAAUAUGAGCUUAUUCUUCUGAUUGACUCCCAAGGCAAAAAAUUACCCAAAAAGGAUGAUCACGCCGCCUGGAAGGCAUUCAAUGCGAAGCAUUUGCCACAGGAGCUGCGCAGCCUGGCGGUAUGGUUUAAUGCGGAUAUGUUGAAGGAUUGGUAUCCUGGGAUUGAGGUUCAUGUAGCGAUAUUACAGUACUUCCAGCCCACGCAGAUCUUCUCACGACUACACCCUCAGUACGAGUACGUCUGGCAAUUCGAGAUGGACUCGCGAUAUACCGGCCAUAUGUACGACCUUUUGCACAAGGCAACCGAGUUUGCGAAACAGCAGCCACGGAAGUAUCUGUGGGAGCGUAACUCUCACUUCUAUAUCCCUGCUGUCCAUGGCACCUGGGAAGAGUUCAUGAAGAAGGUGGAUCAGGAAAUGCCCGGCCAUGACAACAGCAGUGUUUGGGGUCCUCCAGAUGAACCAGGCAGCUGGGGUGUGGGUGAAGAAGCCGAUCUGAUCACCUGGCUGCCCCAUUUUAACCCAGUUGGGACGGACUGGCCUUUCCGUGACCGUGUCUUCAAUUUCCCUCAGGAUCAAGAGACUCCGCGCUGGGCAGCUGUUGUGGCAAUGUCUCGCAUCUCGGCGCGACUACUCGGCCUGUUGCAUAAGGAUAAGGUCAAAUCGGGGGUUGGGCUCGCAUCCGAAAUGUCCCCUAUAUCCUGGGCUUUGUACUAUGGUUUGAAGGCUGUCCAGAUCCCUCAGCCUGUGUACCAUGACGCCAAAUGGGACCCCGAGGAAUUGAACCGCCGCGCCAACCCGGGUGAGCCUGGCCAGGUCAACGCUGGUUUUAACAGCAUCUGGAGCUGGGGGCAACAUGAUGAUAUUAUGUACAACACAACGUUUAUGUUCAACUCCGAAUUUUUGGAGAAACUGUACAGGGCCUGGUUAGGCUAUGAUGGCGCCAAAGAGUGGGAGAAGGAAAACCCUCCACUCUGUCUGCCUCCUAUCUUUUUACAUCCAGUUAAGAAUCUCGAGUGA
Molecule: messenger RNA, 1482 nt
Organism: Penicillium mononematosum
Lineage: Eukaryota; Fungi; Ascomycota; Eurotiomycetes; Eurotiales; Aspergillaceae
Product: DUF3405 domain-containing protein
Exons: 5
Coding region: 1-1482 (493 amino acids)
Source: RefSeq, a predicted model, not a curated record